AUGUUCAGUUUUUGCUUAUUUCCAUUAAAGAAUCCUGAAUUACUUCAACAAUGGAUACUGGCAACAAAAAAAACCAAUUUUGUUCCAAGUAAAUGGAGUAAAAUGUGUAAUAAACAUUUUUUACACAGUGACUAUAAACAACCUCCUGGUGGCACUUAUGUUUUAAGGCUUAAAUAUGAUGCUGUUCCAACGGUUUGUUUACCAUCAUCGUCAUUACCUCCGGUCAAAAUUCAUGUCCUAGAUGAAGUACCGAAUAUAUUAGAAAAUGUUAAUGAAAGCGGUAAUAGUGAGAGUAAUAUUGUUACAACAGAAACAAAUGUUGUUGAGUAUAAUUCUGAAAAUGAAAUACCUGAA
Molecule: messenger RNA, 354 nt
Organism: Myzus persicae (green peach aphid)
Lineage: Eukaryota; Metazoa; Arthropoda; Insecta; Hemiptera; Aphididae
Product: THAP domain-containing protein 1-like
Exons: 2
Molecular function (GO): sequence-specific DNA binding
Source: RefSeq, a predicted model, not a curated record